AUGGAACAAGUUUAUAGGGAGUUAACUAGCACGGCGGAGGUUGUUUCGGAGUGUAUUUCGCUGCAAAUAUCCGAGCACAAGCGCGAAUCCGAGCUUCUGUCUCACCAGAUUCAGCUCAAGAUCGAGUCGACACGUGUUUUGCAGACGGAGUACGAGGCGCGACUUGAGGUACUUGACAAGCUACGAAGAGAACAGCAGGCACUUACGGAGACUAUUCCAGACUAUGCAAUUGAAUUGGAACGGGAGCUUCAACGGACGAGCCGGGAAAGCGAGGAGACAAAGUUACAAUUGGAACAGACGAUACGGGACGUUACCGAGGCACAGGAAACUCUACGAAAACUAGAAGCGGACGAAAGCCAUCGCAUUGCCAGUGCCGACGCUAUGUUCAGCCGACACAGGCAACUUAGCCGGCUCCAGGACACUUGA
Molecule: messenger RNA, 426 nt
Organism: Wickerhamiella sorbophila
Lineage: Eukaryota; Fungi; Ascomycota; Dipodascomycetes; Dipodascales; Trichomonascaceae
Exons: 2
Coding region: 1-426 (141 amino acids)
Source: RefSeq, a predicted model, not a curated record